Molecule: messenger RNA, 717 nt
Organism: Fulvia fulva
Lineage: Eukaryota; Fungi; Ascomycota; Dothideomycetes; Mycosphaerellales; Mycosphaerellaceae
Product: putative octanoyltransferase
Exons: 1
Coding region: 1-717 (238 amino acids)
Biological process (GO): protein lipoylation
Cellular component (GO): mitochondrion
Molecular function (GO): lipoyl(octanoyl) transferase activity
Source: RefSeq, a predicted model, not a curated record
AUGAUCCUGCGCCACCUCCACCUCCCUUACCUGACCUCCUACCUCCACGCCGACAAACUACAACAAACCCUCGUCUCCAACCUCCUCGCCCACAAAGCCUCGCCCAAGACCGUCCCGCCCCCACAACCUACCAUAAUCACAGCCCAGUUCCACCCCGUCUACACCUGCGGCCGGCGAGAAGUAGGAAAUCUCUCCCGAGACCAGAUCGACUACUUGACCGCAUCUACUCCCCACGGCACAGCCUCCUUCCACGAGGCCCUCCGAGGCGGGCAAACAACCUUUCACGGACCCGGCCAACUCGUCGUAUACCCCAUCAUCGACCUGAAACGCCACAACCUCUCACCUCGCUGCUACGUCAAUUACCUCGAACAGUGCGUCAUCGACAUCCUCAAGUCCGGGUGGAACGUCCAGGCGGUAAGGACCGACAACCCAGGAAUCUGGACGGACGAAGAACAUAAGAUUUGUGCGCUGGGAGUGCAUCUUAGACGGAAUGUCACGAGUCAUGGAAUCGGAUUGAAUCUGAGCACAGAGAUGGGAUGGUUUGAGAGGAUUGUGGCGUGUGGGUUGGAAGGGAAGAAGACGACCAAUUUGCAGCAGAUGGUGGGGCGUGGGAAGACGGUGGAUGUGGAAUGGGCGGCGCGGUCUUUUGUUAGGAGGUUUGGGGAUGGGUUAGAGGGGUCUGAGGCGAUUGAGAAGAUCGGUGAGGGGGAUGUUUGA